GAGUCUCUCGUUCCGCUCGAGGUCGCAGAGGGAUUAGUCUAAAUUGAAAAGGUGUCAGAUCAGGUCUCCUAGCGCGCACGAUUGUCGAACUGCCUGGCGAGGAUCACAUUAUUUUCUUGACCUUCAGUAAAACAAGGAUUAUGAAAAGAGUCAGAGUUUGACUUUCAACCACUUAUCAGAAAGUCGUCUGGAUAUUGUUUCGCUAGCAGCAUAACUUCUUCAUACACACAUCUUCUGUGCGGUCUGCUCCUUGAGCCUCGGCUCCAAGCACCUGACAAACGCUAGCUGAGCACUACUCUACACUCUGCCAAUCCUUCAACAGGGACCGGAAAACCUGUGAACACAUUUACAAUACUGGUUGGCGGAAACAGCUGAGAACCCGACACACACCUUGCCCUAAGGACAAUUCCAGGCAGACUCCAUUUGAUUUACAUCAGGACAGACAACCAGGCCCCAUACACAAACACACACUCUGGAAACCAAGCAACCAACAGAAGGCAGAGGAACACAGCCUCUAACAACCAACUACCCCACCUAUCUCACCAUCUCACCCAGUUGAUGCCUAGCCUAACCUAGGCCCGUAGAUAAAAAUGUUCUCUGCUGGCUGUUCUGGUUGAUUCCUAUCUGACUGACACAGGCAGACAGACUGGCUGGUUUGGGCGCUUUGUGACGCUCUUCUGUAUGUUCAUCAUCAUUGUGUAUCCGAAGGAAUCAACAUGCACCUGACUGGGUAAGGUUGAGGCCUCGACUGCCAAGGACCACUUAGCGCGGUUGAGACAACUGACCUCGUAAGAACCGUGUGUGGUUACUGGUCACUGGUGUGGCGGUCAGUCAUGGGUAAGGAACAGGACUUCCUGGUGGCAGUGAAGAGUGGAGACAUCCUCCUGGCAAACAAACUUCUGGCCAAGGUUAAAUGCAACAAAACCAAGUUGCUGAGUUCCACAAAGAGGCUGAACAUCAACUAUCAGGACUCAGAUGGGUUUUCAGCGUUACACCAUGCAGCUCUAACGGGCACCACUGAACUGCUGUCUCUACUACUGGAGGCUCAAGCCACUGUGGACAUCAAAGACACCAAUGGUAUGCGUCCGCUCCACUAUGCAGCGUGGCAGGGUAAAGCUGACUCUGUGUUGCUGCUACUAAGAGCUGGAGCAUCAGUUAACACACCGUCACAGGACGGACAGAUACCUCUACACCUGUCUGCACAGUAUGGACACUACCAGGUGUCUGAGAUGUUACUCCAGCACCAGGCUAAUCCAUGUCUGUUGAACAAAGCCAACAAAACCCCUCUGGACCUGGCUUGCGAGUUUGGCAGACUCAAGGUGGCUCAGUUGUUAUUGAGCAGUAACAUGGUGGUAGCUCUGUUGGAGGGGGAGGAGCUAGACGGUCUAGACUCUGCCUCCUCCAACACACCCCUUCAUCUGGCCGCUCGCAAUGGACACAAAGACAUCAUCAGGUUGCUACUGAAGGCUGGUAUAGACAUCAACAGAGCCACUAAGGCUGGGACCUCUCUGCACGAGGCUGCCCUCUAUGGCAAGACAGAAGUAGUGCACCUGCUGCUGGACGCUGGUAUUGAUGUAAACCUAUGUAACACGUACAACCAGACAGCUCUGGACAACGUUAACCAGUUCACCACCUCAUCAGCCAGCAAGGACAUCAAGAUGCUAUUACGAGAAGCGUUAGGGUCUCUCCAGGUGAGAGCGGUGAAGGACUACUGGAACCUUCAUGACCCUACAGCCCUCAACCUCCGAGCAGGAGACCUCAUUAUGGUGUUGGAGCAGCACAUGGACGGGAGGUGGAAAGGUUAUAUCCAUGACAACCAGAGAGGAACGGACCGGGUUGGAUACUUCCCUCCGUCUGUAGUGGAGGUCAUUAGCAGGAGAGCAGGGGGUACUCUCUCACGUCAGGUCUCGUUGCCAAGCCAACGGCAGCAGCACUUCCUAUCCAGAGCUCCUCCCACCAGUAUUGGCUCCACCCCCCAGACUGAUGACUCCUACACCUUGUACUACGACCACGCAGGUACCUGUACACCUGGCAGUCUCCUUUCAGCCCCAGCUAGUCCAGCUAGCCCCAGUGAGGACAUAUGGGUCCUCAGGAACUCUCACACUGCAGGAGACAGGAACAGUGUUGGCAGUGCAGGCAGCAGUGCAGGUAGUGUGGGCAGCAGUCGUAGUGCUGGCAGCGGGCAGAGCUCCGAGAACAGCUUUGGACAGAACGGGUCACACACUCGCCAAACCGCAGCCACAUUGGGUUCCUACAUGGCCAAGCUGGCUCCCUCUGCUGGUGAAUCAGAACAGCAGUUUCGCUCAGUAGGACCAGUCCACAACAAACAACCUGAUGGAUCUACAGGUGGUCCGCGUCAUCAGGUCAGCGGUGGUACUCGGUUAGGGGAGCAGGGUGGCUUCAUGCGUCCAGAUCAGCUCCUGGAGGGCAGGGACUCUGAGGCCAUCUACCAAUGGCUGUGUGAGUUCCAGCUGGAGAGCUACACUGCUAACUUCCUUACAACAGGAUACGAUGUGCCUACUAUCAGUAGGAUGACCCCAGAGGACCUGACAGCUAUCGGUGUGACCAAGCCAGGCCACCGUAAGAAAAUCUCCAUGGAGAUAGGUAACCUAAACAUCCCAGAAUGGCUACCUGACUACAUCCCUUCUGAGCUGUCAGAGUGGUUGAGUGCAAUUGGUCUCCCUCACUACCAGAAAAGACUGUGUGAGAACGGUUAUGACACCAUCAGCAUCGUCAAGGAUAUCACAUGGGAAGACUUAUCAGAGAUAGGAAUCACUAAACUGGGUCAUCAGAAGAAGCUGAUGUUAGCCGUGAAGCGUUUAUGCGACCUGCAUCGUUCUCGUCACCAUGCCAUUGGCUCCGGCACGCUACGGUGUAGUAAACCCCUCGCGGCUCUGGAGCUGGUGGCUAUUGAGCCCCCCGAGCCCCCUGCCGACUGCUGCCCCCCAUCCCCCCACACUCCCAGGACACCCCUCCUUUCCUUUCAGGACAGCGAGCUGAGCACAGAGCUUCAAAACGCCAUGAUGGGGAGGGCAGGAGGAGGAGGGGUGGGGAUAGGGGGGUUUGGGAUGGGUGUGAGAGGUGUGGUGAGGGGUGUGGUGUCGCCGAUGUCACUCAGCCAGGAGAGCAUUGGAACGCGCUCCCGCGGAUCUGGGAAUUCUGGGAAUUUUCCGGGAUAUUCCCAAGAGCAUCACCAACAGACUCUGGCAUCGGCUGGAGCGUAUAGUCGCUCGGACGAGAGCCUGGGGGGAGUGGGAGGAAGAUGGGCGAGACAGGAGGGAGGAGCGAGUCCAGAGAGAGACAGGCAGAGACCCACAGAGUUGUGGUCAGACCAAAUGCGCCAGCCCCCCAUCACCCCUCCUCUCACCCCCAGCAAGAUGCCCCGCUUCGCCUACCCAGCCGGGCCCAGUAAACCCAAACCCUGCCAGUCCCCUGCCCACGCCCACCGCCCCUCCUUCUCUCCCCAGGCCUCCCCCACACAGAGGACCUUCAGUUACCUCCACACCCAGGGAGGAGGUACCGAUCUGGGCCAGCGUGGUCUACCCAAGCCCCAUGCUGGAGCUGUCCCCCUGCCAGGACUAGAGGCCCUUAAGGGCCCUAAGAAACGCACCCAGAGUCUGACCCACUAUUCCCUGUCAGAUGGAGAACCGGAAGACGACGAGUUAUUGGCGCAGGAAUCCGUUCCCCCGGUGACCAUGCCCUCGUAUGCCACACUAGGGCGAAAACCAGGCCGCGGUCAAUCCUCCGCAGUCCAACGCCACAUCAGCCGGAGCCACACAUUCGCUGUGCGCUCUCGCCGCAAAGGCCCGCCCCCACCGCCACCUAGGAGGUUGAGCUCAGUGAGUGGCAGCCAGGCCAACGAAUCAGGAGGAGCGGCAGUAGUGUCAGUGGAGGUGGAGGUGCCAGGGGUGGAGACUGAGAGUGCAGGCAGUGUGAGGAGCAUCGCAGCCAGGCUACAGGGGUCCGGGCCCAGGGGCAGUCCCCCUAAGGGGGUAGAGUUAUCCUCCCCACGCACCCCCACCCUCGCCUCCCACAAACCUGUACCCGCUCUGGGGCUGGAAGGCCUGAGGAGGAUGGGGAGCGAGCGGAGGGAUAGAGAUGGAGGAAUAGAGAGAAUCCAAGAAGAGGAGGGGGAGAGAGGGAGGAAGAGUGGUUCAGUAUUGGAAAGCUCUACGUCGCUUCAGAGGAGCUCCAGUGAGAAUCUCCCCUUCGCAGAGGAGGGCAACCUCACCAUCAAACAGCGGCCCAGGUUGGGAGCAGGUUGCCAGGCAGAGCCUGAAAUCCAACCCCAGGCUUCUCUAGAAGACCCAAAGAUGCAGCCCCCAAAGUCCCUGGAGGUCCCAGAGUUCAACCUCAAAGAGUCGGACACGGUCAAACGGCGGCGUCAGCCCAAAGACCGGGACACACACACACUGGACAAGAUCUUCACCCCCAGCGAAGAUGACGCACACACACAGCCCCACACACACAGCUGGUCCAACGGCUUCCACACACACACAAACAGAGACAUAAAGAGUGAGGAGGAAGCAGGUGUGGGGUCAGAGCGCAGUUUACAGAGAGUAGGAUCGACAGGGACAGGCCAGAAACCACCUCUGUCCUCCAAACCAACCAGCCCUCCACUCAAACCAGCUGGUCAACAGAUACACACAACUACAUCUAAACCAGGCAGUCAACAGAUACACACAACUACAUCUAAACCAGGCAGUCAACAGAUACACACAACUACAUCUAAACCAGGCAGUCAACAGAUACACACAACUACAUCUAAACCAGGCAGUCAACAGAUACACACAACUACAUCUAAACCAGGCAGUCAACAGAAGACAGCAACAACGUCCAAAUUAACCACUCCUAUACCAGCCAAUCAACAAAUACACACAACUUCAUCAAGACCAGCCAGUCAACAGACACGAGCAACUAUCCAUAUACCAGCCAGCCCACAAAAUACACACACAACCAACUCUAUACCAAUCAAUCCACAGAAACUAGUAACAGCAACCAAACCAGCCAGUCCACAGAAAACAAUAACAUCCAAGCCAGUAAAUCACCAGACGCCUGCUACUGUCUCUAGACUUCCCCAGCGCAGCACAUCCAUAACGUCAGCCCCUACAGCCCGUUCCCCUGGUGUGACUCUCAAUGUGGUCCAGAGUGUGGUUUUCACUUCCCCAGCCCAGGCAGCCCCCGUUUCAUCCUACCGCACCUCAGGGCCUCCAGGCCAGGCAGGGCGAGCAGUAAAGGCCCAGGCUGGUAAGGCCUGCUCGGAGGUACUGGUUCAGAGGAGGCUGGAUGAGACCAGCACGUCACUCGAGGAAGCGUUGAAAGAUGUAGAGAGGAAACUGGCUCAGGACGACACUAAUGGUGGCAGCGGCACAGUGAAAGCAGCAGGGAAUAUUCUGGAUGAAAUCGGCAACAUGUUUGGUGACCUCGCUGACCAGCUGGAUGCCAUGUUGGAUUAAAUCCUCUUCAUUUCACUCAAGGCAAACUGAAUAGGAUCAGCUGGGUUCAAUGGAUUGGGUUGGGUUGCCUAGAUACCUAGGCUUUGACCCAAAUGGCACCCUAUUCACUAUAUAGUGCACUACUUUGGACCAGAGCCCUGUGUGCCCUGGUCAAAAGUAUUGCACUAUAUAGGGAAUUAGCGAGCCAUACAGAACGGUGCCCUAAACUUGCUUAGACUGAUCUGCAUGUUUCCAACAUCCACUCUCAUAGGGUGGAUGACAGAAAGUACGAGGGAGGCGAAGAGAGAGGGGAAAGGAAGGGUGAGGGAAUGUGAAAAGAUGAGAGAAGGGAGAGGGGAGCCGUAGGGUUGAGGAGAGCAGGGAGGCACAAUGUGGAGAGCAGAUAUCUUACACAAACACUUUGUCAUCAGAAUCUUUUACACAAGCGCUUACUGAGGGAUACAUCUUACUGAGGGAUACACCUUACUGAGGGAAACACCUUACUGAGGGAUACACCUUACUGAGGGAUAUAUCUUACUGAGGGAUACACCUUACUGAGGGAAACACCUUACUGAGGGAUACAUCUUACUGAGGGAUACACCUUACUGAGGGAUACACCUUACUGAGUGAUAUAUCUUACUGAGGGAUACAUCUUACUGAGGGAAACACCUUACUGAGGGAUACACCUUACUGAGGGAUACACCUUACUGAGGGAUACAUCUUACUGAGGGAUACAUCUUACUGAGGGAUACAUCUUACUGAGGGAUACACCUUACUGAGGGAUACAUCUUACUGAGGGAUACAUCUUACUGAGGGAUACACCUUACUGAGGGAUACAUCUUACUGAGGGAUACAUCUUACUGAGGGAUACACCUUACUGAGGGAAACACCUUACUGAGGGAUACAUCUUACUGAGGGAUACACCUUACUGAGGGAUACAUCUUACUGAGGGAUACAUCUUACUGAGGGAUACAUCUUACUGAGGGAUACAUCUUACUGAGGGAUACAUCUUACUGAGGGAUACAUCUUACUGAGGGAUACACCUUACUGAGGGAUACAUCUUACUGAGGGAUACACCUUACUGAGGGAAACACCUUACUGAGGGAUACACCUUACUGAGGGAAACACCUUACUGAGGGAUACACCUUACUGAGGGAUACACCUUACUGAGGGAAACACCUUACUGAGGGAUAUACCUUACUGAGGGAUACACCUGUGGGUUGUGUUGUUGGAAUAGCAUCAGUGAGAGGCACAAACACCAGGACUUAUCUAAACUGAAGCACAUAACCCUGGAUCAAUGGUUUUGCUAGGCAGAGAGCACAAUAACACAGAAAAGUGUACUGUGAUUUAUGACAUCGAGCACUGGUUUAUGACAGAGCAUGCGUUGCUUUGCUACAGCUUUGCGCUGAGCCAACUAGAUUUUACCAACGGAAUAAGGGUCCAUUUUUAACAUGUAUAUAUUGUAAGUUGUAUUAUAUUCUCAUCUUAAACUUUACCCAAUGUUACGUUAAAAAGUGUGUCAAUAUUUUUAGCAUGAGAUAAAUCUUUAACGUUCCUGAAAACUGAGAAUUUAGUUUACUUUGCAUUUGUUUUAACAAAGGGAGCACCUAUUUACUUCAAUAUUAAGUGUAACUAUGGCAUUUCAAAAGUACUUUAAUUUGUUUCAUCUUAUGUUAUUUAACAUGUAAUAUACUAUAGUUUGGUUGAUUAUUGUUUGAGUUGGGUAAGUAUCUAUAAGAUGACAUAUUAUCUGAAUUAAAUUCCAUGCACAUUU
Messenger RNA from Salvelinus fontinalis (brook trout), 7209 nucleotides. RefSeq names its product caskin-2-like. The record is from RefSeq and is a predicted model, not a curated record. Gene Ontology annotation, molecular function: protein binding. Lineage: Eukaryota; Metazoa; Chordata; Actinopteri; Salmoniformes; Salmonidae. Bases 834 to 5456 code for a protein of 1540 amino acids. The transcript has 21 exons.